AUGUCGCAACAACAGCCGAACAAAGCUGACAACAGGCAGCAGUCAGAUUACUUUACAUCCCAAAGACCUGCAGCAACGCCUGAGCCACGACAGCAACCCACGGCAACACGCAUGCCAUCGGGUUUGGCACAAAGCCGUUCCAAUGCACCAAGUAUAGGAAGACUUGACACUGCUCGCUUGGAGUCACGACCCGAGAAUGAGCGCGCCAACACUACUGCAACUGGUAUGACCCAAAUGGGCACCAUCAGAAACACCCCCACUGCCCGAAAGAGCCGGGCAACUCGUGAGAAUGUCAGGCAAGAGCCGCCGCGACGACCUGAGAAGAAGCAACAGCAGACUGUAGACGUCGAGAAUGACUACUUCUCACUGAACCCUUGGUACAAUGAGCAAAAGUCAAAGCCAGUCUUCGGUUUGGGCGCGCCUUUACCACGCACUGUACGUAAGGGUAUGUGGUGGGGAAGAGGCGACCUGCGAAAGUCUCUGUACCGGGUCGAUGAAGGGGAUGCAGAUGGUAUUGCUCGACAAGAUGGCUUAGGCUUCCACGAUGGCAAAGAUUUGGAAGAAGAUUCAGAAGACUCUCAGGAGACGCUAGACGGCGUUGGUCGACCACACCAACGCCGCGACCCCUCGCAUUUCCAGACAACAGUUGACGGCCGCAAUGUCAAUAUGAAACGCGUGCCAACUAGUGAAGCUGAUCAGGUGCUUGGCCGCAACCAAGAACCGAACGCUCGCAGCCACGAACAUCAUGAAGGCCAAGAACGUGCUCCCGUCAACGAGCACGGUUUGGAGUUUUCUGAUGGACGCGGGCAGCAGCAGCACUUUGGUUUACAAGACGGUCUUCCGCCGCUCCAGGAACACGAUACGAACAUGUCUUCCCAGACUAAGCAGGAAGAGAAAGAGAUUCAGCAACGGGAGCAUGAGGCAGAACGCGAGUUCUACAAUCAGUACCGCAACCCGAUUGCUAGGCUGCGAGCCAAGUACCCCCAGGCACCUGCCGAGUUCCUCGCCACGUUUGUGUACCUCCUUAUUGGACUUUGCGUCAAUCUUUCAGUCGCCACAUCUCAAGAAGGCACCGGCAGCUUCGAGACCCAAGCCUGGGGAUGGGGCUUCGCAGUCAUGAUUGGCAUCUACCUCGGCGGUGGUGUCAGCGGUUCACAUCUCAGUCCCACAAUCUCAAUCUCGCUAUCCGUCUACCGUGGUUUCCCCUGGAAGAUGGCAAUCGUCUACAUCUUCAUGCAGUUGCUGGCAGGACUUUGUGCCGGCGCCGUAGCUUACGCCCUUUACGCAGAUGCUAUUCAUGCAGUAGACCCCGGUCUUACCCUGGAGAUGACCGGCAAGGCUCUCUUCCCGCAAGGACCCAUUUACUCGACUGCGACCGGCUUCUUCAACGACUUCGUCUACAUGGCCAUCUUCGUCUGCGUCAUCUUCGCCCUAGGAGACGACCAGAACUCGCCUCCAGGCCAAGGUAUGACAGCCUUCGUCGUCGGUCUUACAGGUUUCGUCACCAUGAUCGGGCUUGGCUACAACACUGGUUUGGGUAUCUCACCAGCGCGCGAUCUUGGCCCAAGACUCAUCGGGUUGUGGGUUGGAUACGAUUCGGCCUUUGAGAACGGGUACUGGGCGUAUGGUUCUUGGGGCGCAUCUAUUGCUGGCGCGUUGUGUGGUGGCUUGAUGUAUGAUUUGUGUAUCUUCGUGGGUGGAGAGUCGCCUGUUAACUACAGGUGGCCGCAGCCUGGAGAUAUCAAGUGGAAGGCUAAGGAGAAGAAGGAUAAGGCCAAGGAUAGGAUUCAGCAGGUGGCGUAA
Alternaria infectoria is the source of this 1803-nucleotide messenger RNA. RefSeq lists its product as uncharacterized. Gene Ontology annotation, molecular function: water channel activity; glycerol channel activity. The record is from RefSeq and is a predicted model, not a curated record. Bases 1 to 1803 code for a protein of 600 amino acids. NCBI's taxonomy places the organism in Eukaryota, Fungi, Ascomycota, Dothideomycetes, Pleosporales, Pleosporaceae. Gene Ontology annotation, cellular component: plasma membrane. Gene Ontology annotation, biological process: glycerol transmembrane transport; water transport. The transcript has 5 exons.